UCUCAUGGCUUUUGCAGUGCAGAGAUCACGGAGAAAAGAAAACUUUCCUUCCUCCGUGGCAGAGAUCGUGCCGCUAUGUGCGGCAUGUGUUUCGUUGUAUGCCGCAAUUCCUGCACACCGUGGUGGCGUUCAACGUUUCCGUAAUGAAUCGUACGCACAACGAUCCAAUGCUUUUUAAGCAGCAUUCUAGAGAGACCACGUGGUGACGGCGUAAACAAAAAUGGCUUGGCUCUUCGGAAGCGGCGAGCAAGAGUUGUCGCGUGACAAGCUCAACGCGCCGAUCAGCGAUAUCUCCGAGAAAUGGAAGCUGCUGCCUGCUUUCCUCAAGAUCAACGGGUUGGUGCGGCACCAUAUCGACUCUUUCAACCACUUCAUCAACGUAGAGCUCAAGGAGAUCAUGCGCGCCAACGAGCGCGUCACGAGCGAUGCGGACCCAAACUUCUACCUAAAGUAUCUGGACAUUCGCGUAGGUGAGCCCAACAUCGAGGAAGACUUCACUGUGGGACGUCGUACGACGCCUCACGAGUGUCGGCUGAGAGACAUUACGUACUCGGCGCCGAUCGUGGUCGACAUCGAGUACACCCGGGGCCAGGAGCGCGUCCAGCGAACAGAUUUCCCCAUCGGCCGCAUGCCCAUAAUGCUGCGUAGCGCAAACUGCGUGCUGGCAAAUAAGACGCACUUCGAGAUGUCCAAGCUGAACGAGUGCCCGUAUGAUCCCGGCGGCUACUUCGUGGUGAACGGCGUCGAGCGCGUCAUACUGAUGCAGGAGCAGCUCUCCAAGAACCGCAUGAUCGUCGAGGAGGACCGCAAGAGCGGAAUCAUGUGCCAGGUGACGAGUUCCACACAUGAGCGCAAAAGUCGCACUGUGGUCGGAGUCAAGCACGGUCGCUACGUCCUCAAGCACAACUGCUACACGGAGGACAUUCCUAUCAUCAUCGUGUUCAAGGCCAUGGGCCUGGAGUGCGAUCAGCUCAUUGUGCAGAUGAUUGGCACCUCUGACGUCGUUCAGUCCGCCAUAGCCCCAUCACUAGAGGAGUGCCAUCGUGCUGAGGUGUUCACACAGACACAAGCCCUUCAGUAUCUUGGCAGCAAGCUCAAACACCGACGAAUGUUCUUCGCUGGAGGGACCGGUGGAGGCGGCGGUCAGCGCAAGUCCGUCGUCGACGACGCUAGGGACAUCCUCGCUACCACGGUGCUGGCACACGUUCCGGUGGAAGACUUUAACUUCCGCAUCAAGUGCUUCUACCUUGCCAUCAUGGUGAGGAGAGUUAUCGAUGCCCAUUCCAACAAGGCGUUGCUCGACGACCGCGACUAUUACGGCAACAAGAGGCUCGAGCUUGCCGGUUCACUGCUGUCACUCCUUUUUGAAGACCUCUUCAAGCGUUUCAAUUCGGAGCUCAAGAUGGUUGCUGACAAGCACAUCCCCAAGGUGCGGGCAACGCAGUUUGACGUGAUAACUUACAUCCGGCAGGACUUGAUCACGCAUGGACUGUGCAUGUCCAUUUCAACUGGAAACUGGACUGUCAAGCGGUUCAAGAUGGAACGCGUUGGCGUCACUCAGGUCCUUACAAGACUCUCCUACAUCUCAGCUCUUGGCAUGAUGACAAGGGUCAACAGCCAGUUUGAGAAAACUCGAAAAGUGUCUGGUCCUCGUUCACUUCAGCCGUCACAGUUUGGCAUGCUCUGCCCCAGUGACACUCCCGAAGGCGAGGCCUGUGGUCUGGUCAAGAACCUUGCACUCAUGACCCACAUCACCACUGACAUAGAUGAGGCCUUCAUAGCGCGGAUGUUGCGAAACCUUGGUGUGGAAGACUUGCAACUCCUAAACGGUGAAGAGCUCUCUGACCCAUCAGUGUACCUAGUGUUUCUCAAUGGCAACAUACAGGGUGUCAUCCAAGACCAUGUGCGUCUUCUGAAGACACUCCGCCUGCUUCGUAGAUCGGGCUACCUGUCGGAGUUUAUCUCCCUCCACACUAGCCACUUGCAGCGUUGUGUGUACGUCUCAGCUGAUGGUGGCCGCAUGUGCCGACCAUACAUCAUCGUUGAGAAGGGGCGCCCCAAGUUAACCAAUACUCACAUCGAAGAUCUCACCAGGGGUUUUCUGUUCUUCAACGACCUCGUUCGCAGGGGCAUCGUUGAGUUCCUCGAUGUCAACGAGGAGAAUGACAGCCACAUUGCGCUCCGUGAGCAGGACAUAACCUCGCAGACGACGCACCUCGAGAUCGAAGCCUUCAGUCUACUUGGAGUUUGCGCAGGUAUCAUUCCGUACCCACACCACAAUCAGUCUCCACGAAACACGUACCAGUGUGCCAUGGGAAAGCAGGCGAUGGGUACCAUCGGCCUCAACCAACGGAACAGGAUGGACUCCCUAAUGUACCUCCUGGUCUACCCGCAUCGGCCAAUGGUCAAAACGAAGACCAUCGAACUGAUCAACUUCGAAGACCUGCCAGCCGGCCAAAAUGCAAUCGUGGCUGUGGUGAGCUACAGCGGAUACGAUAUCGAGGACGCCAUCGUUAUGAACCGGUCGUCAAUUGACCGUGGCUUUGGGCGUUGUCAGGUGUACAGGACGCAGAAGUGCGUCAUUAAGAAGUACGCCAACCAGACCAGCGACAAGAUCAUGGGACCGCUCGUAGACAGUACCAACAUGAUGCCGGUGUGGAAGCAUGAGGCCCUGGAUGCCGAUGGUAUUGCGCGCCCUGGUUCCCGAGUCGAGAAUCGCCAGGUUUUAAUUAACAAGUGGGUUCCGGCAGCCACUGCCAGUGUACCCCAGCCUGGUGAGCCAACGCAAGCGGAGCACAAAGAGGUUCCUGUUACAUACAAAGGCCUGGAACCGGUGUAUGCGGAGAAAGUGCUUAUCACAUCCAACACAGAGGAGUCGUUCCUGAUGAAGCUGCUGCUGCGGCAGACACGUCGUCCUGAGAUAGGUGACAAGUUCAGCAGUCGCCACGGCCAGAAAGGCGUGGUAGGCCUCAUUGCGCAACAGGAGGACUUGCCAUUCAACGAUCAAGGCAUAUGUCCCGACCUUAUCAUGAACCCGCACGGCUUCCCUUCCCGUAUGACGGUCGGCAAGCUCAUCGAACUGCUGGCGGGAAAGGCGGGUGUCCUCCAGGGCAAGUUCCACUACGGCACAGCCUUCGGCGGAUCUAAGGUGAAGGACGUGGGUGAGGAGCUGAUUCAGCGUGGCUUCAACUACCUGGGCAAGGACUGCCUCACAUCUGGCAUAACGGGGGAGCUCCUGCAGGCGUACAUCUACAUGGGCCCCAUCUACUACCAGAAGCUCAAGCACAUGGUUAUGGACAAGGUGCACGCCCGGGCACGGGGUCCUCGUGCCGUGCUCACUCGACAGCCCACCGAGGGUCGGUCACGCGAAGGCGGACUGCGGCUGGGCGAGAUGGAGCGAGACUGCCUCAUUGGACAUGGUGCCAGCAUGCUGCUUCUAGAGAGACUGAUGUUGUCCAGCGAUGCCUGCGAAGUGGACGUCUGCCGAACGUGCGGCCUCCUAGCCUACUCGCACUGGUGCCACUACUGCCGCUCGUCGAGUGCCAUCGCAACCCUGCGCAUUCCGUACGCGUGCAAGCUGCUGUUCCAGGAGCUGAUGUCCAUGAACAUCUUCCCACGGCUGGAGCUCACCAGCCACUGCAGUAGCCGGAGCUUUGCAUCGACCAAGCAUUGAGGAUGGAACCUGUCAUGCAGCUGUGUGUUCACGGUUCAAGUGCUCGCGACUGGCUGUCUUCAUACGACCAGCCUUCUUCGUGCGACUGGCCGUACCAAGCACUAUUACUGUGCACUCACUCUCAGAUGUGCUCUGCCCAUACUACUGAUGCCUGCUUCCAGCUCAAGAAACUUUUGUACUGCCUUCGCCUCAAGAUGGUUGCUCUUCCAGUGACGUAGGAAGUUGCAAGAUGCUGUGAUUCUUUUACACUUUCUCUGGCAAAAUGUUCAAUCUACGGCACAGGAUUUGUAGAGGCUCAUCUGACAAUCACACAUGGGAACAGCAACCAAAAAAUGCAGUGCUGCAAGUUAUUUUGUCGUAUGCUAGGUAAAGAACUGUGCGCAGCACGGAGGAGAGACACUGUUCCGACAGAAUGGAUGUAAAAAAUGAGACUCGGGUUGGACAAGCUAAUUAGCUUGCUUAGUGUGUGGCACAUUGAAUCCCACGCCAAUAAUUUGCAAAAAUUGCUGCAAGUGCCACCACUAAACAUGUCUUAAAGUUGUGACACCACCUAGCAAUUACCGAAUGUAGAUAGUGACACAACUAAUUAAAGUCAUCGCGCUCUUCAAUUUUAAUAUUUUAGCGACAAUGAACGCAGAUGUUGGUGUUCAUUUUAGUAAUUUUUUUGUGUGUUGAAAGCAUUUUUUAAUCGAUUAUAGGGUACCCCAGCGGACGAUUAAAACAUGAUACACUCUUCCAGAGCGCUUCCCUUUAUCCUAUUGGCAGUUUUCUCCCUCUCGUACCGUUAUGCUAUAUUCCAUCACGGAGCAUGUACAAGAUUGCACCCCUGGUGAGACUUUUAUCUGUUUUUGAUCACUGCAAUGUGGCUUUGCGUGUAUGAUAGCAAUUGUGAGAUUCGUGUGGCUAUGAUAACCAUUGUGCGUGUGAGACAAGAAUGGUGUGUGCAAGCCUGGUUUAGAAGUAUUUACUUACGAAUAUUAUUUUAAAAUGAUAGGCAUUAGUUUACAUGCCACAAGUGCGAUGAUUUUUUGUUAUUUAGGCGUGACAAAUGGACAAUAAAGUGUGCCUGCUGUGCUUUAUAAGUGCGA
This is a messenger RNA of Rhipicephalus microplus (southern cattle tick), 4761 nucleotides long. Its product is annotated as RNA polymerase III subunit RpIII128. The record is from RefSeq and is a predicted model, not a curated record. Lineage: Eukaryota; Metazoa; Arthropoda; Arachnida; Ixodida; Ixodidae. Gene Ontology annotation, biological process: DNA-templated transcription. Gene Ontology annotation, molecular function: ribonucleoside binding; DNA-directed RNA polymerase activity; DNA binding.